AGGAUUUCUUACGUUACAAUUGCACCACUUAUUCGGACGAGCAUGAAUAAAUAGAUUCAACUUUCACUUACAUGCUACCGUGGAUAAAAGUCUCGCACACUGCUGUUUGAGACUUUCUUGGCCUAGGAAGACAUUGGGAAAACCAUGGAUUCGGAGAAAGGCCUCCCUCUUCAUCGCAACCUCGAUCGAGUCCCAAGAAAUGUGCGCCCAGUACAAAAAGCCGGCAAGACAUUUGUACUCCUCGCAUCUCUUUUGACUUUACUUUACUGCUACGCCGAGUUUGCCUCUCUUUCAUACGGUCAUCAUCAUCAGACGAUCACAGUUCCCUUGCAUGCACAGGAAACCCUUGUUAAAUGCCGUGCACUAAACACGCGACCAGGAGCAUCUACCAACGAACGUUCGCAAUCAGACAGGUUCCAGCCAGGGACAAACCCAAUAGUCAUUCGUAAUGCCUCUAUCUGGACUGGCUUGGACAAUGGUCUCGACGUGCUGCAGGCAGACUUGUUCUUGGACAAGGGUCUCAUCAAGUCAGUUGGAGAAAUUGACCUAACCAUACUUGCGAAGGAUCGUACAAAGGAAAUCACGGUUAUAGAUGCCCACGGAGCUUGGUUGACCCCAGGAAUAGUUGAUGUGCACUCGCACAUUGCAGUUGAUGCUGCGCCUGCACUAUCAGGUGCAAGUGAUGCCAACUCAAUGAAAGGGUUGACUUUGCCUUGGUUGCGCUCAGUUGACGGCCUAAACACCCACGAUGAUAGUUACGCUCACUCGAUCGCAGGAGGUGUAACUACUUCGUUGAUUCUUCCGGGCUCAGCAGAUGCUAUCGGCGGGCAAGCAUUUACUAUUAAACUGCGUUCCACACAAGAACGAUCUUCGUCGUCUCUCUUGGUGGAGCCACCUUUCGGGUUAAAUGGCUCAGAUGUCGAUUUAGAAGUCCCUCCUAGAUGGCGUCACAUGAAGCACGCGUGUGGAGAGAACCCUUCGCGAUCAUAUUCUGGGACACGAAUGGAUACUGUCUGGUCCUACAGAGAAGCGUACAAUCGAGCACGCCAGGUCAAGAAUUCUCAAGAUGAAUAUUGCUCCAAGGCUCUUGCGGGGGAUUGGACCGGUCUUGGAUCAUUCCCAGAAAACUUUCAGUGGGAGGCCCUUGUUGAUGUUCUAAGAGGAAAAGUCAAAGUUCAUACUCAUUGCUAUGAAGCUGUGGAUUUCGAUGCCUUCGUCAGACUAUCCAAUGAAUUUCAGUUCCCUGUCGCAGCAUUCCAUCAUGCUCACGAGGCUUACCUUGUCUCAGAUGUUCUGAAGAAAGCAUACGAGCACCCGCCUGCUGUCGCUAUGUUUGCCGCAUUUUCUCGGUAUAAACGCGAAGCUUACCGGCACUCCGAGUUCGCGCCUCGACUAUUGCACGACGAUGGCAUCAAAGUCAUCAUGAAGAGUGAUCAUCCUGCUAUCCAGUCUCGUUACCUCCUGCAUGAGGCACAGCAGGCUCACUAUUACGGUUUACCUGAAAACGUUGCACUGGCUUCAGUCAUCAGCACUGCUGCAGAAGUACUUGGAUUGGACCAUAGGCUGGGAUACAUCAAAGAAGAUGUUGUUCUCUGGGACAGUCAUCCCCUCGCCCUAGGAGCAACUCCCUUGCAAGUCAUUAUUGAUGGUAUCCCACAGAUAUCUUCUCCUCAUGCAUCGAUCAAGCCCGCUUCCCUCCAAUCUUCACCCACUACCCCAGAUUUCGAAAAAGAAGCUGCAGACGCGAUUAAAUACGAAGGUCUCCCACCUCUGGAGCCUUCGCGUACGGUAACAGAUUUAGUGAUUUUCUAUAAUGUAUCGAGUGUAUGGACGCGAGAAGCUGGCACUGUACAGGCGGCAUUCGGGGUCCAAGAGGGCGAACCUAAGGGCGUGGUUGUUGUCGACAACGGACGAAUUGUCUGCGCGAACGUGCUGGAGGCCGCUUGUGCUUCUUACAUGCUAUCAGGCUCAGCUCAGGUCGAUUUACAGGGUGGAUCUCUUGCGCCUGCCCUUGUGGCUGCAGGUUCUGCGAUCGGAUUGCAAGACAUUGCCGGGGAACCGUCCACUACGGACGGCACUGUCUAUGAUGCUAUGAAAAGCAUACCGAGUGUUGUUGGUGGUGAUAGCAGUAUCAUCAAAGCAAUUGAUGGUUUACAAUACGGCAGUCGCGAUGCAUUGAUCGCUCACCAUUCUGGUGUGACGACCGCGAUCACUGCGCCAACUUCGGACGGACUGCUUGGAGGGCUGAGUGCUCACUUUUCUUUAGGAUCAGCUCAUAGACUCCAGCAGGGUGCUGUCAUCAAUGAUGUAGCUAGCGUACAUGUAAAAAUCAGGCACGUAGGAGAGCCCAGCGUGAGCACACAAAUCGCCGCUCUGCGCCGACUCCUUCUGGAACCUCAAGGCGGAGAAAGAGGCGAGUGGUUGAAACAAGUCACAAAGGGAGAGAUACCUCUGGUAGUGGACGUUAAAAGUGCAGACAUCAUCGCGACCCUUCUAGUUCUGAAGAGAGACGUUGAAGCCGCUUCUGGCACUCCCAUCAAAAUGACCCUCUUUAGAGCGGCGGAAGCACACCUUCUCGCCAAAGAGAUUGCGGAGGCAAACGUAGGCGUAAUUGUGACGCCUCCAAGGUCAUUCCCAUAUACAUGGGAGGGGCGACGCAUUUUAUUAGGACCACCUGUAACAGAAGAAACGGUCGUCUCUGUACUCACCUCUCACAACGUCACUGUGGGGAUUGGUCCGCAGGGCGUUGAAGAGGAAGAGCCAAUGGCAGGUUGGGCAGUACGGAACUUGAAGUGGGAUGCAGCUUGGGUGUCUAUUGGUUCUCAUGGGGAAAUAAGCAAAGCCCAGGCGUUAGCAAUGGCAUCCACCAAUAUCGAAACAUUACUUGGUGUGCAGGUUAAUCCCAUCGACGGAGAUAUCGUGGCGACAAGUGGAGGAGACCUUCUUAGCUUCGAAGGGAAAGUUGUUGCUAUUGUUUCACCCCGGAGGGGCCUGGUAGACAUAUUGUGACAGAGGGGACAGCUAUCCUAUUAGAAUGACAUCUACAGAAACAUAGGAGAAGAUGGGUUAUGAAUUGUUCAUCUCGAUGAGUAGUGUUAGCAUUAUAUCAGUGCAAUGUAAAUAGAUGUACGAUGCAAUAGUACAAGUGUAUUCGAGCUUCGAUGGUAUUACAGGUUGCUCUUCCCUAUAUUUCAAAGUUCGUUCCUGUUGGGGGAGACAACCUCACCCAGGCGCUCCCACAUCUGCAGAAACACACCGAGGCAGCCCAUAGUCCGCUUCUUGCAAACCUCAAUCAAAUAUUGCAGUUGGAAUUGCAACCUGUUAAU
Molecule: messenger RNA, 3326 nt
Organism: Serpula lacrymans var. lacrymans S7.9
Lineage: Eukaryota; Fungi; Basidiomycota; Agaricomycetes; Boletales; Serpulaceae
Exons: 18
Coding region: 145-3009 (954 amino acids)
Biological process (GO): purine nucleobase catabolic process
Cellular component (GO): cytoplasm
Molecular function (GO): allantoinase activity
Source: RefSeq, a predicted model, not a curated record